AUGGAUGGGGAUCAGCCGUCCACGGCCCCCCCGGUCGAACUCUCCAACGGCAAGCGACGAUGGCGCCGAAAUAGAGUGGCCUGCGACUCUUGCCACACCCGCCGAGUGCGAUGCGACCGAGCCUUCCCCUGCUCGCGCUGUUUGCGCAGUGAGAUCCAUUGCGAAUUUACACGCGAACGACGCAAACGAGGUCGCAUAGCUCGAUCUAAAGCAAACAUGCCUACCACCAGCGGGGCGAGCGAGCUUGCGCGUAGUCGCGCGGAACCGAAGCAGUCGAAUGGAAACGGUGACAAAAUGCUGGAGCAGGCGAUGUCGCCGAUAGAUGAUAGCUCGCCAACCUCGACCUUUCACCAGCGGUCGCCGGCGUCGAAUGAAAUGAGUGGCAUGUCUGCGCCCAGCGUGGAUGAGCGGCGUUCUGUGGUUGACGGUGCGAGACCGCACCGGCCGCCGCCUGCGAAUGUUACAGAGGAAUGGCUGUCCGCAGCGCAUCUCUCCCCAGAGUCCUAUGAUAUCUUAGGGGGUGCUCCUCCUGGUGUGGGGGAACCGUCUUUGCCGAGGCUUAUGGAUCUUUGGAAUCCAGCUGAUCUGGCUGGUCAUCGGGUGAGCCAGCGACCGCCGCCUAUACCGUCUGUCUCGGGUGGGAAUCACUCGCAGAGUCAACCGUCGACUUCGCGGUCGCCAUUGAAGUAUCCUGUGCUGGAGCCUCUGAUGCCUUACCUCGAGGGGAAUCUGCCCCGUCGACUUGUUUGCGAUUUGCUCGAGCUAUAUUUUACCAGCGCCUUCUCUACCCAUAUGCACCCUGUAUGCCAUCAUAUCCACUGCUUCGUGUUGAGGAAGGCCUCUUUUCUGAGUGUCGACCGUCCCAGACCUAGCAGCCCGGCCUUGUUGGCUAGUAUGCUCUGGGUAGCUGCUGUAGACGAUCGGGCUUUCUCGUUGUCUAUAUCGCCUUUACAACGGCGAAAGAUCUGUCAAUUUUUGUGUGCUUUAAUUAUACGAUUACUUCGACCUUUGAUUCACGUCGCUUUCAAAGACCAGGAGGCAUCUCCACCGGAGAAUGUGAAUGCUCAUCAGGACUUUUCAACGGCCGCAGCCUAUCACCCAUUCGAGGCAGUCGGUGAUGAUAAAGGACUGGUGGGCCCUGCUGGAUCUCUGGACGAUGUGAUUACCUAUAUUCAUGUUGCCUCUAUUAUCUCAUCUAGUGAACAAAAGGCUGCAAGCAUGAGAUGGUGGCAUGCGGCCUUUACAUUAGCUCGAGAACUCAAAUUGAACCAGGAGAUGGAAGUUUUGUCCAAUGUGGACUGUCUGACUGACGGUUCCAGUCCGUCUUUUGGCUAUCCGUUAGGAGGGUGGCCUGGCUCACCCGGCGGCAUGGGGUUUGACUACUCAAAUCCAUCACGGCCAAGUUUGAAUUGCGUCUGCGAUCGAACUAUUGAUUCGCACAGCAGUCCCAUCACGGAAGAACAUCGUGAAGAACGUCGCAGGACAUGGUGGUUACUGUACAUCAUGGAUCGCCAUCUCGCCUUGUGCUACAAUCGCCCCCUUGCCCUCCUUGAUGCUGAAAGUGAGGACCUACUGCUUCCACUGGAUGAAAAUGCCUGGCAAGCUGGAGUCAUUCACACGAACAGUCCCCGCCCAGAUGGCCCCCAAUGCCUCCGAUCUGGUGAUCAGAACAAACGGCGGGUCUUUCCAAACUUUGUCUGCCAUGAUCACUCUAUUUUGGGCUUUUUCCUUCCUCUCAUGACGAUCACGGGUGAAUUGAUCGAUCUCAACCAAGCCCGAAACCAUCCUACGCUGGGUGUUCGGCUUCAAGGCAAAGAAGCAUGGGAUGUGCAUGUCGCCGAAGUCCUGCGACAGCUAGAGAUAUACAAGGCCAGCUUGACCACUUUUGCUACGGCAGACCCCGAAGCUUCUUUGUCAAGCGGCUAUCCCAAUAAAUCAGACCAGCCAGUCGACGCGCAAUCAUCGCAGGCCUAUUCUUGGCAUACUCAAACCGUGAUCGCCUAUUCAUCCUACCUCGUCCACGUUCUCCACAUCCUACUCGUCGGUAAGUGGGACCCUGUCUCACUUAUUGAGGACAAAGACUUUUGGACAUCAUCACCGGCCUUUGCCUCCACAAUUUCUCACGCACUUGAAGCGGCUGACUCAGUGCAACAAAUUCUGCGCUUUGACCCCGACAUCAGCUUCAUGCCCUACUUCUUCGGUAUUCAACUUCUCCAAGGAAGCUUCCUCCUCCUGCUCAUCGUCGAGCGCCUCCAAAAAGAAGCCGGUGAAGGAAUCCUCAACGCCUGCGAAACAAUGAUCCGAGCCACAGAAUCCUGCGUGGUCACCCUGAACACAGAGUACCAACGCAGUUUUCGGCAAGUCAUGCGCAGCGCAGUGGCACAGGCCCGAGGCCGCCCGGUAAACCCGAGCGAGAUUCGGCACCGCCGCAAAGCAGUGCUAGCCCUGUACCGCUGGACGCGCAAGGGAACCGGAUUGGCCCUGUAG
Molecule: messenger RNA, 2487 nt
Organism: Penicillium nucicola
Lineage: Eukaryota; Fungi; Ascomycota; Eurotiomycetes; Eurotiales; Aspergillaceae
Exons: 2
Coding region: 1-2487 (828 amino acids)
Biological process (GO): DNA-templated transcription; regulation of DNA-templated transcription
Molecular function (GO): DNA-binding transcription factor activity, RNA polymerase II-specific; DNA binding; zinc ion binding
Source: RefSeq, a predicted model, not a curated record